Messenger RNA from Vollenhovia emeryi, 1702 nucleotides. RefSeq names its product odorant receptor 13a-like. The record is from RefSeq and is a predicted model, not a curated record. Lineage: Eukaryota; Metazoa; Arthropoda; Insecta; Hymenoptera; Formicidae. The coding region runs from base 334 to 1488 and encodes 384 amino acids. Gene Ontology annotation, cellular component: plasma membrane. Gene Ontology annotation, molecular function: odorant binding; olfactory receptor activity. Gene Ontology annotation, biological process: detection of chemical stimulus involved in sensory perception of smell; sensory perception of smell. The transcript has 6 exons.
CGCACAAACUUAUCUAUAAUAUAUUUUUUCCCCUUCGGCGCAAACCUGAAAUCAUAGUCGUGUAGUUUCUCUCUUAUAAUAUACCACGUAGAUAUGCGAUGAAUAAUUUGGGCCGGUCGACGAAUCACCGGGUUCAAGCUUGGGCGACGAACCCUCUAGAUUCUUGAGGAUUACUCGAUGUUGCGUGGCGCGUGGUGAGAUUUCUACGUCGUAUCAAAUUACUGGUAACAAUGUGGUAACUUUUUGACGACUGCUAUUAAAGGCGGCGUUAAGAGGAGCUUACCGUUAAACGCGCCGAGCACGGUCGUCCUGCUAAUCAAAAGUUAACGUAAAAUGGGUCUUACGACCACCGUGAGCCCUCCGGUUAAGUUCGGGCUGCGCGCUAUCGGGGUUUGGCCGAGAUCUUACAGCAUCUUGUAUCGGACUUUCUGGACGAUCUCCUUGGGCCUCGCUCAAAUAUUCCAGUUCAAAUACAUCGUCACCUGCAUCGAAACUGCCAAUUUCCUCGAUCUGGUGGACAGCGUCAGCACCACGCUGCCUUACACUUUGCUCUGUUUGAAAUUGAUUAUGCUCUGGCAGAAUCAGAGAUUAUUUCACGACAUUUUGACAUCGAUGUCGCGAGAUUGGAGUAACUGUGGCCCCGUUGCCUUCAACGUGCGCACCAUGAUGGAUAAAACGACUCUUUCUCAUCGUUGCUCGAUGCUAAUUAUCGGAGUGUACAUGAUAGCUGUUUUGAUCUACGUCUCUUUCGUAAUGGAAUUUAACAGCAUCAAUAACGGGCCUGACAGAAAAGAGAAUCAGCUCUUUCUUAAGAUGAAAUUCCCUUUCGUUUAUGAAUUAUCUCCUGUUUAUGAAAUCGUCAUGUUUGUUCAGUUUAUACAGUUGUUUUGCAACGCCUCGUUAAUUGGGAUGCUGGACGCGCUGAUCAUAACAUUGAUAUUUCACAUAAGCGGGCAGAUAGAUAUUGUGUGCCGAGGGUUGCUCGAACUCUUCUCAAAAGAUUGCAAAUCUAAAUCGUAUAAGGACGCGAAGGGCGCAGUUAUUCGCAGACAUCAAAAUGUCAUUCAGUUCUCACUCAAUAUCGAGAGUCUUUUCUCUUAUAUUGCGCUAAUGCAGUUUCUUACGAACACGCUUGUCAUAUGUUGCAUAGCAUUCGUGAUAGUGAUUUCUCUCGAAGGUAACCAAGGGUACGUCACGUUAUUGAAGUCCAUGUUCUUUUAUGUCGCUAUCACUUUGGAAGCGUUCAUCUUUUGCUUUGCUGGAGAGUAUCUUAGCAAUAAGAGCAAGUCAGUUGCAAAUGCAGCUUACGAGGCUCUUUGGUACAAUGUGAGACCCAGUGAAAGUCGAAUUUUAUUGAUUUUAAUAUUGAGAUCACAGAAACGAUUGACCUUAACAAUCGGAAAAUUUAAUGAACUGUCUUUGGAAGUUUUUGCAAGUAUUUUGAAAGCUUCUGUCUCUUUCGUAUCGGUGUUGCUUGCAAUGUCUUGAUCAACAAAAAGAUAUCAAUUGCAAGGUCUACAUAAACAUAUACACAUAUUUGCAUAUUACAUAUUCUAUCAUUUUAGAACAUUAUGUGCUACGUAAAUAUUUUAUUGUCUAAUCUCUUGCUCACUUUCGUACGCGUUACACUUAUCUCUUCAUAAAAUUCGAGAACAAGAUGUAAAGACGUAUAUGCUAAAUAUUCUUGCGACUUAAAAAUAUA